AUGCCCCCGCUCGUCCAGGACGAGGAAGGCGGCGUCUUCUGCCCCCAACACAAGAGAAGGUGCAAACAGCUCACUAGCAAGUCCUCUGCAAACCCCGGCAGGCAUUUCUACAAUUGUCCUCUUCCGCGGGACGAUCCCGGGCGCUGCAAAUUCUUUGCUUGGGCAGAUGAACUCCCCCCUCCCUCUCCUCAGAAGGCUCCCCAAGCCAACCUUGCCCCACAGACACCGUCCCGCUUUAGUACAAGCGGGGGACAAGUGCUCGGGCGAGCGCCAACCUCGGCUGCCGCUGUCGCCCUAAACACGCCCAAGUCCUUGAGCAGAAAAGACAGGGGCAGAAGUGAAUCUGAUGAUGGUGAUGAUCUCGAUUGGGACGGUGUAGACCUCGACAAGAUGGAGAAGGAUGCUAUCGCGAGCAGUCAGCAGAGCUCGGCGAGGAAGAUGAGCAGCCAGGAGAGUAUCACUUCGACACCCACUGUUGGGUUCAACGACAGGUUGAACGAUGCCAUUUCGGGAGCCAAGCGAAGCAGGGAUGAUGAUGAGGCCACAUCUCCCAGGCCCGCAAAGAGACCCAUCCCUGAACAGAACCCAUUCCUGACCGGCUCUUCCCCGGCCCACCCCUCCCUCAUGCCGACCAUUGCUACUCUCCAGCACGUUAGCGAUGACCUGUACCGCCGGGAUCGUAAGGAGGCUGCGACUGAACAAAUGAAAGAGUCUAUGCGAAAGAAGAUCAGAUCUCUCGAGGAAAAGAACCAGACGUUGGAAGAGAGGAAUCGAGUGCUGGAGGCGAGAGUCAGGCAACUUGAGGCUAUGCGAUGA
This is a messenger RNA of Cryptococcus wingfieldii CBS 7118, 816 nucleotides long. RefSeq lists its product as hypothetical. Gene Ontology annotation, molecular function: zinc ion binding. The record is from RefSeq and is a predicted model, not a curated record. Lineage: Eukaryota; Fungi; Basidiomycota; Tremellomycetes; Tremellales; Cryptococcaceae. The transcript has 4 exons. Bases 1 to 816 code for a protein of 271 amino acids.